Molecule: messenger RNA, 1692 nt
Organism: Hydatigera taeniaeformis
Lineage: Eukaryota; Metazoa; Platyhelminthes; Cestoda; Cyclophyllidea; Taeniidae
Source: the annotation of a GenBank genome assembly
AUGGCACUGGUCGCAGCUGUAAGGGGAAACGAAAAAUCAGCCAAGGGGCAAAGUGGCCCUCUGGAAGGCCAGGUUUUUGGUGUAAAGCAUUUGGAAAAACCUGGCGGAAAACCGCGAAGCACACGUACUGAGAGAAAACUGAAGUUUCAACAGGAUCAGCAGCAUUAUUCAUCAAAUAAUAUCCAUCUCGCUUGCGAAUUUCAAUUAUUCUUACGCUUUACAAUCUCAAAGGUCAACAGGCAAGAGUUUGAUCGGUCUCCGUUUCGGGAAGGAGAUAAACUACCGAGGAUAAGUUCUGAUGCCGUGACGUUUCGAGCCGUGCAGGUUUCUCCUCCGUGGGCCGCUCGAAUGCCGAGAGAAUCAAUGACCGAAAGGUGCAUGAACUUUAUGCUGGAAACUGAAUCGGCGAGUUGUGGACACACCGCGCCAAGAGGUUUCAGACCAAGCGAUGAUCAAAGUGUUGCCCGACUUUCCGUAAGCAUAGUGGACACCUCGCCAUCGGUGGCAAGGCGAUGCAAACGAUACCGAUCUCAUAUAGCAUUUCAAAUGCCUACCCGUAUUGAGAUUCCACAGAGGCAACAUAUUCAUCGAAACUAUCGAAGUGUUUACGAUGGAGCGAUUGUCUCUGAACGUCGGGCGUCGCUCACUCCUCCGAAUGGCUAUGAAACUCCCUCUACAUGGAGUCAACUGGAACAGCUUCAGAUGGGCAUUAGGUGCGGAUUUCCAAAUUCACCGCGUGCGCAAAGCCGACCCAUCAACACUCUCCGAACACUGCAACCACAGUUUUCAGUUAGACGUGCAGCAGAUCCGGAUGGCUCAUUGAAAGUGAAGCCGACUUCAGCCAAAACAGUUCCGCAAAGACAGACAAGGAAUAGAGUCAUCGAAUCAAAGUCAUUAAAUCAUCUGAAGACGUUGGUAAAAUCGGAUGAUUUUAGCGAAGAUCCAGCCUCAACUCCUCUUCAAAGGUCCGUUCGUCAAAAAUUUCCUCCUAUUCCGGUCGCCAAUUACUCAGUAACUCAAUUGAAGAAUCUACUGUCCAAGGAGGUUGAUCCUGGAGACCCUCGAUCUCUGCUGAAGGAGCUUGGGACAAUUGGUGAAGGUAGCACAAGUGUGGUGAAAUUGGCUCGCCGAUCGCUAGAUGGGGCCCUUGUGGCUGUAAAGAAAAUGAAAAUUGCCAACCAGCAACGACCAGAGCUCCUUAUCAAUGAGGCGGUGCUCAUGCGCACAUUUUCCCAUCCAAAUAUUGUGAAAAUGUUUUCCUGCUACCUGGUUAAUGACGACUUUUGGGUGGUUAUGGAGUUCAUGGAUUGCGGCGCGCUUACAUCCUUUAUCUCGCAUACUCGAUUAAGCGAAAAGCAAAUAGCGACCCUGAGUAUUCCCAUUCUUUCCGCAUUGGCCUUCCUUCACAGCAACGGCAUAAUUCACCGAGACGUCAAAUCAGACUCCAUUUUACUUGCUUCUGAUUUUAAAGUAAAACUCUCCGAUUUCGGAUUUUGCGCUACGGUAUGUCUUGUUCCGUGUUUAUAAGUGAUUGCUCGAGCUCCGUACGGCACAGCAGUCGACAUUUGGUCCUUUGGAGUGCUAAUUAUUGAAAUGGUCGAUGGGGAACCAAGUCUUUUUAAUGAAACUCCUUCAGUAGCUAUGCGUCUCAUCCGCGAAAGGUUUACGCCUCACCUCAAACACCCAGAGAAC